AAUUAAAGCCUUUCGAUAUUAUAACAUCUUUCUGUUCCGCAGUGCACCAAGAUGAGGUCGAUUCUUCUAAUUUGUGCUGUUCUGGGAGCUUCACAGGCAUCCUUUAAUAGUUUGCGUCCGUGGUGGCGUACUGAACAUCAGAACAGUCGUAUCGUGGGAGGUUUCGUGACUUCAAUCAACAAAGUACCAUGGCAGGUUUCGCUCCGGGAUACCAAACACAUUUGUGGAGGAUCCAUCAUCGGAGACCAAUGGGUUCUGACGGCUGGCCAUUGUACCGGAAGUUCCGACAAGCCGUGCCUAUCGGUCCGCAUGGGUAGCUCAAACUACAAUAAAGGUGGCGUAGAGAUCAAGGUCAAGCGAUCCAUCCGACAUCCUAAAUAUGGCAUUGAUACCACCUCAGACUACGACUUUGCGCUGUUGGAGUUGGAUCGGAAGAUUGAUUUUACCAAAAGCAUCAAGCCGAUUAAACUGCCGAAGCAGGACGGGGCGGUGCCGGAUGGCACCAUGUGUACCGUUUCCGGUUGGGGCAGCACCCAGAAUGUCGUGGACGAUUUAGCCUUACUGCGGGCAGCACAUGUUCCCACCAUAGAACAGAGCGAAUGUGUCCAACUGUAUUCCAACAAACACAGGGUAACUGACCGGAUGCUCUGUGCCGGCUACGCGAAAGGAGGAAUCGAUGCCUGCCAGGGAGAUUCCGGGGGUCCGUUGAUGUGCAGGCAGUUACUGAUCGGAGUCGUUUCCUGGGGCGAGGGUUGUGCCGAGGAAGGUUAUCCGGGCGUUUAUGCCCGGGUUGCGUCGGUACGCAAAUGGAUCAAGACCGUUAGUGGAAUUUGAUCGGGAGGAGUGGUCCAAGGAUUGGGUGUUAGGAAAAAUUCUUUUGGAGGUAUUUAAAUUAGUUUUUGGUUGAAUAAAUUUCAAAAUAUAUGCGUAUGUUUCCUACAACUUGAAAA
Molecule: messenger RNA, 950 nt
Organism: Uranotaenia lowii
Lineage: Eukaryota; Metazoa; Arthropoda; Insecta; Diptera; Culicidae
Product: trypsin 5G1-like
Exons: 2
Coding region: 52-834 (260 amino acids)
Biological process (GO): proteolysis
Molecular function (GO): serine-type endopeptidase activity
Source: RefSeq, a predicted model, not a curated record